AUGUCGGGUGGCCUAAUUUCAGAACCCUUAUGUCCACGAUCAAUUUUUUGGUCAAACCUUGUACUGUUGGACUUCGAUCCUUCAGAGCUUGCUGUUGGUGCAUACUCAACUAUCGAUUUUGAUAAGGACGUGUUUGCGAAAGGCUACUCGAAUUCUGUAAAAGCUAUGGAGUUAAUAGUUUAUUUUUUAUUCAGGAAAUUGGACGAAGCGCAGGCAAAGGAGAAAUUUACGUGUUGGCCUUGCCUUGAUCUAACCUCGAGUAAAAUAUUUCGAAAUGUGGCUUACACUUGGUUGGAAAAUUUAAAAAAGGAGGGUUUCCUCGGAAACAAAGAUAUUAUUCUGCGACGUAGUGCGUUUGAUGAAUGUCAAGGUGACCGGUUUGAACGCGUAAUUAUGGUAUUCUCGAAUUACGUCUUAAAAGUGGUGUUGGAGAGAGAUUACCAGCAGUAUAGUGGAGAAUCGGCGCCAGAAUUACUAAGAACCAUUCUAAAGAUACACAUAAAGAUGCAAGCAGAUAAAUUUUUGAAGGAGACAAAAGAGAGGGUAGCAUGUCAAGACCGUUGGAGAUUCAUGGCAGAAGAAUUAUCUCGACGUCUAUUGGAUGUUACCAAAAGAAAUAAUGAUUUAGAAAGUCAGAUAUACGAUUUUCGUAAGUCCAAGAACCCAUCGGAAAUGAUUAUUAAUAAUUCCAUUGAAAAACUUUCUUCCAUGAGAAUUCAACAUCUUGAAGGCGUUCGUUUAAUUUGGAAUUCAUGCUUAGGCUGGAUACAGGAAAAUAAAAAAUAUAUAGAUAUCGUUGAGGACGUAAUGAACGAUCGUGCAAACAAACGACUGCUCGAUGGACAAUCAAUUUCUAUACAUGUUCCUGAUAUCAUGAUGACCAUGUGGGAAAAACAAAUUCAAAAGGCUCAGAUAGUGCCUUUCUCAAACGGUCGAUUGAAUCUAAUAUCUUUAUUGAAACUAUGGAGGUUCACAUUAAAAACUUUGAAUAAACAGUUAAUAAAUCCUAUCUUUAGCCAUCGUACUCAAGAAUCAAGGUUUGGGACUAAUAGCAAAGAUUGGACUAUCAAAGAUGAACUUCCUUCAACCUGCAAAAAACUUGAAGAAUGUUUUGUUGGUCAAAAAGAACAACUUAGAAGCUUAUCUUCUCUCAAGAAUUCUCUGUGUUUGCGUUUGAGUGAAAUAAACGGGUCUAUUCGAAUGUUACGAGAUGAGCGAAGGACAAUACCUACAACUUUUAGUAACAAUCUUCCGGAGAGGCAAGCACGAGUCACGUUUAAAGUGCCAUCUUUUUGUUUCGAUGAAACUAUUUUGAUGGAUCAAUCUGAUGAUAUAAAAUCAUUAAUUGAAUUAAAAUUAAGAUAUGUUAAAGAAGAUGACGGCCCUUCAACACCAUCACCCGUCAGGUCAAAAGACACUGAUUUGGAUAACGAACGUAUGACUUAUAUCAUACGUACUCCACUUUAUGUCUCGGAAGAACAAGCAUUCAUGCCAAUGAAGGAAAUUAAAAGGACACCACAAGGUUCCUCUCCCUCACCAGGGCGAUCGGCCUUGAAAUCGAAGGCAGUUGCACGAACUUCGAUCGGUCGCGCUGUGAGAUUCGCAGAAGAAAUUGAAAAAACUCCAACAAAGAUGAUGGACGUGACUCCAAUAAUGGAUGAGACACCACCUAGGUUGAUAAGCGAAGUGGAAUACUAA
Messenger RNA from Acaulospora morrowiae, 1698 nucleotides. The record is from the annotation of a GenBank genome assembly. NCBI's taxonomy places the organism in Eukaryota, Fungi, Glomeromycota, Glomeromycetes, Diversisporales, Acaulosporaceae.